AUGGUACAAGAUACUGUUUCUAAGCACAAGUCAACAGUUGUUAUUCAGAUAACACUCGCGGUAAUGGCAUGUGUUUGCCCAUUUAUGGCAUGUGGAGCUACACUUGGAGCGAUGUUCUGGUUAGGGUUACGAUUCGGAUCCAUACUCUGUGUCACGCCGUUCCUCGUGUUGGCUAUUGGAGUUGACGACGCAUACCUGAUGACAAACGCGUGGCAGAGAAUCACCAGUGAGAGGAGGGGUAGUCCAUUUCGGAUAUGUCCUACUAGCCAAAUGCAUGCACGACCAGCUAAACGCAGCCGUGGCGGAAUGAAACCCCAUGUCCUAGUUGUUGGUGAAGUAUUGCCCCAUAAGAAAACCCUUUCGGACAAUGUGGAUUCCGAGGUCCGCCAUAGGAUUGUGGAGAUGCUGGUCGAGACUGGACCAUCGGUGUCCAUCACAACAAUUACGAAUGUCUUGGCAUUCGGCAUUGGAGCGUUCACUCCCACGCCAGAAAUCCAGCUCUUCAGCAUUGGUAACGCCGCUGCUGUUGUUGUCGACUUCAUAUUCCAGGUAAAUUGA
This is a messenger RNA of Cooperia oncophora, 558 nucleotides long. The record is from the annotation of a GenBank genome assembly. Lineage: Eukaryota; Metazoa; Nematoda; Chromadorea; Rhabditida; Trichostrongylidae.